CUCCACUACCGUCGCUGCCGACGCCGCGACCGCCGCCGCCGCCGCGAUGAAGAAGAAGCCUUCCUCCCGCGACUUCGAAUCCCCGAACCACCCCCACCCGCCGGACUCCCCCCACUCCCCACUCCGCUCCGACUUCCACUCCCCUCUCCGCUCCGACCUCGGCGACCCCGCCGACACCCCACCUUACGCCUCCCCCGCCGCCUCCCCCACGCCCACGCCCCCGCCCCCAUCCAAGCCCGCCGCCCCCGACGAGCCCGCGCGGCGCUCCCCCCUCCCCUCCCCCCCGCCGGACGCCCAGAAGCCGGAGCCUCCCUGGGGGCUCGCCGUGGAGGCCGGGAGCGCGGAGGACGGGUCGUCGGACGACGAGUCGCCGCCGCCGCCGCCGACGGUGGUGCUCAGUAGGGCGGUGCGGGAGGAGGGGACGGCUCCGUCGACGAGGACGAGGGGAAGGGGACGGGGUCGAGGAGAGAGGACAACGGCGGUGAGGAGGGUGAGGAGGCCGAGGGGCUGGGAGAGGCUGAACCGAGCGGGCCUGUGCGUCAGGGUCUUGGAGGUGGUCCUGUGCAUGAUCUCGUUCUCGGUCAUGGCUGCUGACAAGACCAAGGGGUGGAGCGGCGAUUCCUACGAUCGCUACAAGGAGUACAGGUAUUGCUUGUCGGUGAAUGUCAUCGCUUUUGUCUAUGCUGGCUUUCAAGCUUCUGAUCUGGCCUUCCACUUGAGCAAGGGCAGGCACGUCAUCCAGCACCAAUUCCAGUAUCACUUCAAUUUCUUCAUGGAUCAGAUCCUGGCGUAUCUCCUGAUAUCGGCAUCGUCUUCUGCGGCGACCCGCGUCGACGACUGGAAAGCGAAUUGGGGGAGGGACAAGUUCACGGACAUGGCCAGUGCUUCCGUCGCCAUGUCCUUCUUAGCCUUCAUGGCUUUCGCCAUCAGUUCCCUCAGCUCCGGCUACAGCCUGUUCUCCCAUUACUUCUGGAAUUAGUUAUACAUAUGAAGGAAAUUCGUUUUUCCCCGACAUCUAAAAAUUAUAACUUAUGAUUUGAUUUUUGUACAGGGAGAAAUAAUUGCUAGGGACUCGAUCCUUUCUAGUUUCUACGCUGUUGAAUGGGAGCAUGUAGAUGUUGUAGAGUUGUACUAUAUAAAAGCACCUGGACAUGGCUAUGCAUGUAUACUGGUUCGUUUUGCAUACCGAAAUCAAUAAGGAGCCCGUCCUUUUUCUUCCUGG
Syzygium oleosum is the source of this 1222-nucleotide messenger RNA. Its product is annotated as CASP-like protein 4A3. NCBI's taxonomy places the organism in Eukaryota, Viridiplantae, Streptophyta, Magnoliopsida, Myrtales, Myrtaceae. The transcript has 3 exons. The record is from RefSeq and is a predicted model, not a curated record. The coding region runs from base 47 to 979 and encodes 310 amino acids.